Messenger RNA from Polyodon spathula (Mississippi paddlefish), 1736 nucleotides. It is a transcript of the gene psat1, whose product is annotated as phosphoserine aminotransferase 1. Gene Ontology annotation, cellular component: cytoplasm. Gene Ontology annotation, biological process: L-serine biosynthetic process. The record is from RefSeq and is a predicted model, not a curated record. Lineage: Eukaryota; Metazoa; Chordata; Actinopteri; Acipenseriformes; Polyodontidae. The coding region runs from base 129 to 1241 and encodes 370 amino acids. The transcript is spliced from 9 exons. Gene Ontology annotation, molecular function: O-phospho-L-serine:2-oxoglutarate transaminase activity; pyridoxal phosphate binding.
UAUAUUGCAGUGGAUAGAAGUUUCCAGUGCUCAGGGAAGGGACUUGCACACAAAAGAAAUUGUUUUGUUGGCAUCAGUAGAGGAAAUAUAUACGGUAUAUAGUUCAAGUAAGAAGUAAGUUUUACAAUAUGGAGAAUAAGACGCAAACAAUCAAUUUUGGUGCAGGACCUGCUAAAGUUCCACAUUCGGUUUUGCUUGAAGCACAGAAAGAGCUGUUGGAUUACAAAGGACUAGGCAUCAGUGUCCUUGAGAUGAGUCACAGAUCUGCAGAUUUCACGAAAAUAUUGAAUUCAACAGAAAACCUUUUGCGUGAACUUCUUUACAUUCCUGAGAACUACAAGGUGAUUUUUCUCCAGGGUGGUGGAUCAGCUCAGUUCAGUGCAGUGCCAUUGAACCUGCUAGGAUUGAAGGAAGAACGGUGUGCUGAUUACAUAGUCACUGGGGCUUGGUCAGCCAAGGCUGCUAAAGAGGCUGAGAAGUACGGCAAAGUGAAUAUCGUCCACCCUAAACUGGACAGCUAUACAAAAAUUCCAGACCCCAGCACCUGGAAGUUGAGCCCUGGUGCAUCUUAUGUGUAUUAUUGCUCUAAUGAGACAGUGAACGGUGUGGAGUUUGACUUUAUCCCUGACAUAAAAGGAGCUAUCCUUGCCUGUGACAUGUCAUCCAAUUUCUUAUCUAAGCCAGUGGAUGUUUCAAAGUUCGGUCUGAUCUUUGCUGGUGCUCAGAAGAACAUUGGCUGUGCUGGGGUGACAGUGGUGAUAGUUCGUGAAGACCUGUUAGGAGUUGCCCUUAAAGAAUGCCCUGUUGUGCUGGACUACAAAAUUCAGGCUGGGAAUAACUCCAUAUACAAUACUCCUCCAUGUUUCAGUAUCUACAUCAUGGGGCUGGUCCUUGAAUGGAUCAGGAACAAUGGGAGCGCUGAAGCCAUGGAGAAACUUAACAUCACGAAAUCAAAGCUGAUUUAUGACGAGAUUAAUGAAUCUAAUGGGUUCUAUGUGUGCCCUGUUGAAUUGAAAAGCAGAAGCAGAAUGAACAUUCCUUUCCGAAUCGGAAAUAAUAAUGGAGACACAGCCCUGGAAAACACGUUUUUAGAUGAAGCUGCUAAACUUGGUAUGAUUUCUCUCAAAGGCCACAGGUCUGUGGGAGGAAUCAGAGUCUCUCUUUAUAACGCUAUCACAGUGGAAGAGGCAAGAAAGCUUGCAGAAUUUAUGAACGUUUUUAUGAAGACACAUCAAUCCUAGAGCUUUGCAUUUUUAAAUACAGCUGUGCAGAGUUUACUUUGUUAGAAGCAUAUGUAGUAGUGUUUUUUGAAUUUUGUAGUAAGCCAAGAAAUGAUGCAAACCUGUCAUUCAUUUACACAAUAAAUAUGUUGGUAUUUGUGCCUUCUAUAUAAUAUAGGGACCAAUGUCUUCUUGGUAUGCAUGAUCUGUCCUGGAUGUCUGUCAAUAUCAUUCUGUAUUAAAAAGGUGGUUAUGACUGUCUGAGUCUUUUAUGAUGCCAGCAGAUUAGAUAAACUUUCUCUACUUACAGUAACUUAGUUUUGUAAAUGUUUUACCUCAUGUUCUGCCAUUCAUAGAACUGUAAAGUGUGUGUGCAUACUGUAUAUAGUGGAGAUGUUUUUUGUAUAAAAAUGGGGUCUUGUCAUUUGAUGUAGCAAUUGACAUUUCGUCAAUCUAAUUUUCUAACUGUAUAUGAGAAAUUGAAAAACACUAAUAAAUAUCUUGUAAUCAUUGUAA